AGUUCGUUGACCUGAAAAUCCCAAAAUGCUCAAUACGACCUUUUCCAUUUAGCACGCGACAGCCAAUAAAUAAUGAAAUAAAUUUUCGGAAAAUGGAUAAAGGUUUUCAAAUGAAUAGAUCCGCCUUUAAUUGAUAUCUAUUAACACUUGCGCUUGACACUUCAGUAUUCACACCUAAAGUAAUUAAACUUAAUGGAGGACAUAAAAUUGAACUUUUACUACCCGUUAACGAGAAUAAAUGAAAAUAACGACAUAAAUGAACGGAUAGUACAUAGUAGAUUCAACAAGACUCUCGGAGCAGUCGGCUGCUGGAGUGCAUCAGGCAUUCUUGUUCGUGUUGGCUGCAGGACACGAUCUGAGCAACGUGGACCGUUACCCCCACCGACCUAUAUGCCGAUGGUAUAUAUGGACAGGAUAUCUUCUAACAACGACUAGUGAGCUUGCGAAUUUUCCGUCAUCCGCAUUCAUCUCAUCUGCAUUUCCUCAACCAAUGACAUCAUAAUCUCCAAUUGUGGCAUUAAUUAUCUGUAAUCAGUUUCAAUCAGACUGUUCCCAGAGUUUCGUUCCGUUGAUGUUAUCAGAAAGAAGAAGGGAUAUCUCAAUUAGUUUCACGCGAUGGAUUUUCUAAUGACAGCUGUGGAUUAGAGGACUAUGACACUGUCGCCAUUUUCAUUCUGAUAUCAUUGCCCUUCCGGAUUGGACUCGUUUGAUCUCAAUAUGGAGACCAAAAGAAAGAAGAACACUCGUGAUGUAGUUAGAAGUGAUGAUGUGAUGGACAAUAUUCUGAAAUGCGUGAUUUUUUUCAUUCUGUGCACAAGACCAACUGAUGGAAAAUUCACGAAUGACACAACACCGAGGGAUUUUGUCGACCGUUGCAGACGUGAUUGUGUCAUCAAGAGAGAUGUUGUGGUUUGCGGCAAGUACCGGGUGGUCAGGUGGCUUCACGAAGUUGUUCGUGAAAAGGAGUUCAGUUACGGACCGUUCAAGGUGAUAAGAAUACCAGCGGUCACGAGGGAUUCCGUUCUGCCGGAUCUGCCGAGACCCAGGGAUUUGAAAUUUGGGAUUGGGGAGACGCUCAGUUUUAUGAAGGAUGUGGGGGAGGAUCUUAUCACGAGGAGGGCCAUUGUUUACACUUAUCAACCGCCACUGGAGAACUCUAGGACUUUUGCUGAUGGGCCCAUUAUUAUGGAUGAGGAUGAGAUGGUUAGUCUCCAGAGGGGGCAACCAGAGAGCUUCAGGCUGUUCAAGAAGAAGAAGGCGAUAAUUCUACCGAUUUUGAUUCUCCUGAAUCUGAUGAAAUUGAAGAUGAUGCUGAUUCCAAUAAUCUUCGGCGUUCACAUGAUAAAGAAGUUGAUAGUGAUUGGGGGAUUAUUCGUUCCUGGAUUUCUCUCCAGGCUGAAGAUCUGUAAAGUUGCUCCGCCGCCGUCAUAUCAAGCCUGGGCGAAUGCUGUGGCCGAACCCCCCGUGGAUUAUCCAACAGAUUGGUUUUUCAAGGUUUCGGACAUGAUGAGCCUGGUUGGUCUCACAGGAAUGACCUGACACCGGGGUAUCCCUACCAUGGCUAUCCGGCAGCACCAGCUUACGGUCCUGCCUACUACAGACAACGGUGAUGAAGACGAGACAUAAGUCUGAUUUAGCUCGUAACCUUCCUCAAUUAUACGCCGAGGAGUUUUUAACAAGAAUUUAUGUACGAGUCGUUGUUAAAGACCGCAAUUCUGAUCGAGGAAAUGAAAGAAUUUAAUUGGGUUAUUAUUUUUUGUACGGAGGUGAUGCAGUUUUGACAGGAGAACGUAGAAAAGGAAUUGAAGAAGGCUGCUGAAGAAAAAAAGUUGCAGUUUUCAAGGAAUAAUCACUUGUCAGUCAAUUUCUGUUGAUUUCAGCAUUUUUUUUCUGGAUCUCAAGGGGAAAAUUCCUGAUUUUGAGGGGUUUCGACUCAGUGAUGAGUAUCACAGAAAAUAAAAACUAGAUUUCUUAGGAGGUGAAAAUUUUUUUAGUCUGUGAAAAGGAUAAGGUUAAAGGAUAACCUUUUCCUAUCCUGAUGCAAUCCACACCCAAAAAAAUUAUAUCAUAUUUUAAGAUUUCAAAGGUCUAAAGAUGCGAUUUUUAAGUCGUAAUUUAUGACUUUCGAAGUCUUAAGUGGAGACUUAAAGUUUUCAAUUUGAAAUUUUCAAAGUCGAAAUAUUUGACACUUGAGUCACUUUCAUAGGCUCAAGUUGAGACUUUUGAAUGCCUCAAGUUAAGACUUUUGGAACGAAACGUGAAAUUUUUCUUCAAGUUCAGGAGCUAAACGGUAAAAUGGUUGAAGUCGACUCAUCUCUUAGUUGAGUUUUCGAAGAAUAUCUUCGAAUCCAAGGUAGAUGGUGCAAUUUUGAUAACCACUUUUUUGUAGCUCUUAAUUUUCUCUGCAAAAAAUAUUGUGACAACAAUUUUGCUAUUUGCCUCAGAUUACGAGAUAUGCACUGAAAACUGCUCAAUAGCCAAAAUCGACUUGAAUUAUUCAUGUUUAAGACUUUCAAAUUCCUACCAAAUAAUUAUUUUUUGGUAAAUUGCAACUAACGAUUUUGUUGGCCCGAGCAAGACCUGUUUGAGAACUUAUUCGUUAUUCUUUCAGUGUACUCAAUUAAGUUAUGAUAAUUUCAACUUGGCAUUUUCGAAAGUCUUGAUUUGAGAAUUGAAACUCUCAAUUUAAGCCAUUUGAAAAUCUCAAUUGAGACCUCUAAAAGUCCCAAAAUAAAGCGUAUUUUUUUGGGUCCAAUUAAUUUUUCGUCUGAAUGACGCGGUUAAACGCCUCCCGUCAAAACAGCAUUCACCUUCUUUCGUUCCACCCAAUACUCUAGAUUCCAGACUAAACCUCAAACUAUUCCACGCCAUGCUCGAUCAAUUUGAAAACUCCUGACUUAUCCAUUUAUUUAUGUACAUCAUCGAUUUCCUACACCUUCAGAAUGAUCAACAGAUAAAACUAUACUGAAGACCUAA
Molecule: messenger RNA, 2976 nt
Organism: Diachasma alloeum
Lineage: Eukaryota; Metazoa; Arthropoda; Insecta; Hymenoptera; Braconidae
Exons: 4
Coding region: 718-1539 (273 amino acids)
Source: RefSeq, a predicted model, not a curated record